AUGAUUGCUAUCCAUGCCAGCAAUUUUUACCUCAUGGAAGCAAACAGAUUUCGUACACUUCCACAGGAUUUAGGAAUUGGAAAAAUGCCACUGAUUCUUAAACUGGUUUUCCAAAACAUGAAAAAUCUAUUUCUCAUAUUCAAACUACGUCGAUAUGGCAGGAGAAAUUACAAAGAAUAUGGCGAAACGUUAAUAAAUCAAAAAGUAUUAGAAAAAUAUAGGUAUUACGUGAACUCUUUCAUUGAAGUAAUACAAUUUCUAAUUGUCAACGAAUUAGCUUUGCAGGGAAACUAUAUUUUGGAAGAAAAAAAAAGAAAAAGGAUAA
This is a messenger RNA of Diatraea saccharalis (sugarcane borer), 325 nucleotides long. The record is from the annotation of a GenBank genome assembly. Lineage: Eukaryota; Metazoa; Arthropoda; Insecta; Lepidoptera; Crambidae.